AUGCUCUCUGCAUGGCGUCGUGGGCGACGGCCGCCUACACCUAGCCUAGAAUCCGAGGAAGACACCGAGGGAGAAGACCAGGAUGAGAGCGUAUUUUCCGGCGAAAUGACGCCUGCUGAUACACUUUCAGUCACUACUGACGCCUCAACCGCAGAGACUGCCUCCACCGACCCUCCCGACGAGUAUCCGGUGCCUAUUCUUGGGUAUCAUCACGUUUUGAUGAUAAUCAGCGUGAUAUCCCUCGUUGGCCUGGGUCUGACUCUUGGCGGAUGCUCGAGAACAGGCACUCUCCAGAACUUCCACCUCCUCUCCAUAUCGUAUCGAUCAGACAUCGCGCCGGUAGAUGCCACAAGCCCGCUCAUGCUAAACGACACGCUGCCGGAUAUCCUGCAUCAAUGGACGUUGAAGGGUGCGGACGAACCGAUGCGAGCAGAGGUAGUGCAGGUGGGAUACUGGUCUAUAUGCGUGAAGCUCCAACAGGGAGACUGGCAAUGCCGACUUCGGCAACCUGCUGCCCAUGUCACUGACCCAUUGGGCGUUAUUGAGGCUGCAUUCGACUUUCAGAAGCAUGUGACAUCCUCCGUUCUUGUAAUAUUGGGUGUAGUAUUUACGUUGUCGAAUCUCGUAGUCCUGCUUCUGUUUCCAGGCUGGAACACCCCCGACGACGGUUCCGAAGACUUCAGGCCUUACCCUUCUUCUAAAUACGCAACUGUGCUUGUUGUGACAAAUGGUCUUGCCGGAGCUAUGCUGUAUAUUGGAAUGGCGUGGCAGCAGAUCGCCAUCGCCUCGGCCGCCACGAUUAUCGAAGGACUGAGAUAUGGCUCUGUGGAGGUACAAAUAGGCGUGACAGCGGCCGUCCUUGGCUGGCUCGGCGUUUUCUUAUCUUUUCUUUGUAUGCUCGGCGGCGUUUUGAUGGGUGUAUCGCUCCAUUUAUUAGAUGAGCUGUCUCAAGACUGA
Molecule: messenger RNA, 957 nt
Organism: Clonostachys solani
Lineage: Eukaryota; Fungi; Ascomycota; Sordariomycetes; Hypocreales; Bionectriaceae
Source: the annotation of a GenBank genome assembly